Bacillus rossius redtenbacheri is the source of this 3939-nucleotide messenger RNA. RefSeq lists its product as uncharacterized. The record is from RefSeq and is a predicted model, not a curated record. Lineage: Eukaryota; Metazoa; Arthropoda; Insecta; Phasmatodea; Bacillidae. The transcript is spliced from 3 exons. The coding region runs from base 1 to 3939 and encodes 1312 amino acids.
AUGGAAUCUCCCGGGCACCUGUGGCCGAGAGACGGGGCCUCCCCUGAAUCCCCGCUGGCCGGCCGACAAGACAGCGCGCCGGAGUCGCGGGCUAGAGUUGCGCUAGGCCCCACAGGGGCGGGACAGCUCACUGCAGUGUCGCAGCGACAAGACAGCGCGCCGGGGUCGCGGGCUAGAGUCGCGCUAGGCCCCACAGGGGCGGGACAGCUCACUGCAGUGUCGCAGCGACAAGACAGCGCGCCGGAGUCGCGGGCUAGAGUCGCGCUAGGCCCCACGGGGACGGGACAGCUCACUGCAGUGUCGCAGCGACAAGACAGCGCGCCGGGGUCGCGGGCUAGAGUCGCGCUAGGCCCCACAGGGGCGGGACAGCACACUGCAGUGUCGCAGCGACAAGACAGCGCGCCGGAGUCGCGGGCUAGAGUCGCGCUAGGCCCCACAGGGGCGGGACAGCUCACUGCAGUGUCGCAGCGACAAGACAACGCGCCGGAGUCGCGGGCUAGAGUCGCGCUAGGCCCCACGGGGACGGGACAGCUCACUGCAGUGUCGCAGCGACAAGACAGCGCGCCGGGGUCGCGGGCUAGAGUCGCGCUAGGCCCCACAGGGGCGGGACAGCUCACUGCAGUGUCGCAGCGACAAGACAGCGCGCCGGAGUCACGGGCUAGAGUCGCGCUAGGCCCCACAGGGGCGGGACAGCUCACUGCAGUGUCGCAGCGACAAGACAGCGCGCCGGAGUCGCGGGCUAGAGUUGCGCUAGGCCCCACAGGGGCGGGACAGCUCACUGCAGUGUCGCAGCGACAAGACAGCGCGCCGGAGUCGCGGGCUAGAGUCGCGCUAGGCCCCACAGGGGCGGGACAGCUCACUGCAGUGUCGCAGCGACAAGACAGCGCGCCGGAGUCGCGGGCUAGAGUCGCGCUAGGCCCCACGGGGGCGGGACAGCUCACUGCAGUGUCGCAGCGACAAGACAGCGCGCCGGAGUCGCGGGCUAGAGUCGCGCUAGGCCCCACAGGGGCGGGACAGCUCACUGCAGUGUCGCAGCGACAAGACAGCGCGCCGGAGUCGCGGGCUAGAGUCGCGCUAGGCCCCACAGGGGCGGGACAGCUCACUGCAGUGUCGCAGCGACAAGACAGCGCGCCGGAGUCGCGGGCUAGAGUCGCGCUAGGCCCCACAGGGGCGGGACAGCUCACUGCAGUGUCGCAGCGACAAGACAGCGCGCCGGAGUCGCGGGCUAGAGUCGCGCUAGGCCCCACAGGGGCGGGACAGCUCACUGCAGUGUCGCAGCGACAAGACAGCGCGCUGGAGUCGCGGGCUAGAGUCGCGCUAGGCCCCACGGGGGCGGGACAGCUCACUGCAGUGUCGCAGCGACAAGACAGCGCGCCGGAGUCGCGGGCUAGAGUCGCGCUAGGCCCCACAGGGGCGGGACAGCUCACUGCAGUGUCGCAGCGACAAGACAGCGCGCCGGAGUCGCGGGCUAGAGUCGCGCUAGGCCCCACAGGGGCGGGACAGCUCACUGCAGUGUCGCAGCGACAAGACAGCGCGCUGGAGUCGCGGGCUAGAGUCGCGCUAGGCCCCACAGGGGCGGGACAGCUCACUGCAGUGUCGCAGCGACAAGACAGCGCGCUGGAGUCGCGGGCUAGAGUCGCGCUAGGCCCCACGGGGGCGGGACAGCUCACUGCAGUGUCGCAGCGACAAGACAGCGCGCUGGAGUCGCGGGCUAGAGUCGCGCUAGGCCCCACAGGGGCGGGACAGCUCACUGCAGUGUCGCAGCGACAAGACAGCGCGCCGGAGUCGCGGGCUAGAGUCGCGCUAGGCCCCACAGGGGCGGGACAGCUCACUGCAGUGUCGCAGCGACAAGACAGCGCGCCGGAGUCGCGGGCUAGAGUCGCGCUAGGCCCCACAGGGGCGGGACAGCUCACUGCAGUGUCGCAGCGACAAGACAGCGCGCCGGAGUCGCGGGCUAGAGUCGCGCUAGGCCCCACAGGGGCGGGACAGCUCACUGCAGUGUCGCAGCGACAAGACAGCGCGCUGGAGUCGCGGGCUAGAGUCGCGCUAGGCCCCACGGGGGCGGGACAGCUCACUGCAGUGUCGCAGCGACAAGACAGCGCGCCGGAGUCACGGGCUAGAGUCGCGCUAGGCCCCACAGGGGCGGGACAGCUAACUGCAGUGUCGCAGCGACAAGACAGCGCGCCGGAGUCGCGGGCUAGAGUCGCGCUAGGCCCCACAGGGGCGGGACAGCUCACUGCAGUGUCGCAGCGACAAGACAGCGCGCCGGAGUCACGGGCUAGAGUCGCGCUAGGCCCCACAGGCGCGGGACAGCUCACUGCAGUGUCGCAGCGACAAGACAGCGCGCCGGAGUCACGGGCUAGAGUCGCGCUAGGCCCCACGGGGGCGGGACAGCUCACUGCAGUGUCGCAGCGACAAGACAGCGCGCUGGAGUCGCGGGCUAGAGUCGCGCUAGGCCCCACGGGGGCGGGACAGCUCACUGCAGUGUCGCAGCGACAAGACAGCGCGCCGGAGUCACGGGCUAGAGUCGCGCUAGGCCCCACAGGGGCGGGACAGCUCACUGCAGUGUCGCAGCGACAAGACAGCGCGCCGGAGUCGCGGCUCACUGCAGUGUCGCAGCGACAAGACAGCGCGCCGGAGUCGCGGGCUAGAGUCGCGCUAGGCCCCACAGGGGCGGGACAGCUCACUGCAGUGUCGCAGCGACAAGACAGCGCGCUGGAGUCGCGGGCUAGAGUCGCGCUAGGCCCCACGGGGACGGGACAGCUAACUGCAGUGUCGCAGCGACAAGACAGCGCGCCGGGGUCGCGGGCUAGAGUCGCGCUAGGCCCCACGGGGGCGGGACAGCUCACUGCAGUGUCGCAGCGACAAGACAGCGCGCCGGGGUCGCGGGCUAGAGUCGCGCUAGGCCCCACAGGGGCGGGACAGCUCACUGCAGUGUCGCAGCGACAAGACAGCGCGCUGGAGUCGCGGGCUAGAGUCGCGCUAGGCCCCACAGGGGCGGGACAGCUCACUGCAGUGUCGCAGCGACAAGACAGCGCGCCGGAGUCGCGGGCUAGAGUCGCGCUAGGCCCCACAGGGGCGGGACAGCUCACUGCAGUGUCGCAGCGACAAGACAGCGCGCCGGAGUCGCGGGCUAGAGUCGCGCUAGGCCCCACAGGGGCGGGACAGCUCACUGCAGUGUCGCAGCGACAAGACAGCGCGCCGGAGUCGCGGGCUAGAGUCGCGCUAGGCCCCACAGGGGCGGGACAGCUCACUGCAGUGUCGCAGCGACAAGACAGCGCGCUGGAGUCGCGGGCUAGAGUCGCGCUAGGCCCCACGGGGGCGGGACAGCUCACUGCAGUGUCGCAGCGACAAGACAGCGCGCCGGAGUCACGGGCUAGAGUCGCGCUAGGCCCCACAGGGGCGGGACAGCUAACUGCAGUGUCGCAGCGACAAGACAGCGCGCCGGAGUCGCGGGCUAGAGUCGCGCUAGGCCCCACAGGGGCGGGACAGCUCACUGCAGUGUCGCAGCGACAAGACAGCGCGCCGGAGUCACGGGCUAGAGUCGCGCUAGGCCCCACAGGCGCGGGACAGCUCACUGCAGUGUCGCAGCGACAAGACAGCGCGCCGGAGUCACGGGCUAGAGUCGCGCUAGGCCCCACGGGGGCGGGACAGCUCACUGCAGUGUCGCAGCGACAAGACAGCGCGCUGGAGUCGCGGGCUAGAGUCGCGCUAGGCCCCACGGGGGCGGGACAGCUCACUGCAGUGUCGCAGCGACAAGACAGCGCGCCGGAGUCACGGGCUAGAGUCGCGCUAGGCCCCACAGGGGCGGGACAGCUCACUGCAGUGUCGCAGCGACAAGACAGCGCGCCGGAGUCGCGGGCUAGAGUCGCGCUAGGCCCCACAGGGGCGGGACAGCUCACUGCAGUGUCGCAGCGACAAGACAGCGCGCCGGAGUAG